Notodromas monacha is the source of this 738-nucleotide messenger RNA. The record is from the annotation of a GenBank genome assembly. NCBI's taxonomy places the organism in Eukaryota, Metazoa, Arthropoda, Ostracoda, Podocopida, Cyprididae.
AGAUAUAUCAGUGUUUAUAUUUAAAUUUGCGGUAUGAAGAAGUAUUUUGCACGUCAAUCGGCUCUUGGGAUGAAAAGACUGCGAUUUUCACCAAUGCUUCUGAUGAUUCAAGUCGUUGCAAACUGUGCUAAGGACAUGGAUAAUUCUCACAUCAAUCGACCAUCGCCGGGGAAUUUCAGUCAGGAUCAGGACUUGAUUGCUAAAGCAACGAUGAUCCGAAACCGGAAGGAAGUUGCUCGAAUUGAAGGUGGGGUUCCAGAAACCGAUAGAACCCAGGCUCCCUAUUUUGCCAAAGUUGACCUUUUGGCAAAUAAUGAUACCAGAUUCACCGUCGGAGGUGGGACUCUCAUUUCCAAGAGGCAUGUUCUCACAGCAUCCUGGUUAGUUGACCCGAAUUUCUACACAAACCAGAAGCUAAUAAUUGCCAGCAUUUCUGUCACUAUCGGUGACGUCACAUCAGCUGUAUCGACAUCACGUCAGGAAUUUGAUGUGUCGUUGACGAACGUGAUACGGCAUCCGAAUUACGUCUUACCGACUUUUGACACUGCAUUUGACAAUUUCGUGCGAAAUCAACCGGCAAUUUUGCGGUUGGGUGCGAAUGCAGAAACCGGAGGAAACACUGGGGUCAACAUAGCUUCAAUUCUAUACAAUGCCAACGCCACUUACGAAGGAGAGGAAGUUACGAUUCUUGACGUACCUCGUCCCCUGAAGGAGUUUUGCGGCAUUUCCUCGUUUUGA